Molecule: messenger RNA, 1639 nt
Organism: Oncorhynchus nerka (sockeye salmon)
Lineage: Eukaryota; Metazoa; Chordata; Actinopteri; Salmoniformes; Salmonidae
Product: GTPase IMAP family member 9-like
Exons: 3
Coding region: 110-1060 (316 amino acids)
Molecular function (GO): GTP binding
Source: RefSeq, a predicted model, not a curated record
GCUGCAUCUCCACUUGUAGACAGAAGACUCUAGAUACCCAAAUCAACAAGCAGGCAAAGAAACCCGGAUUGCUCUGGUUGGGAACGCUAGACCUGGUAAGAGCUUGACGAUGUCCCAAAACCCAAACAUGACUGAGACACGGAUUGUGCUGCUGGGGAAGACUGGUGCUGGGAAGAGUGCAGCAGGAAACACCAUCCUGGGGAAAAGAGUAUUCAAAUCACAAUUACAUUCCAACUCUGUGACUAAAGAUUGUGAUAAGAAAAGAGAGAUGGUGUGUGGGCAAAGUCUGGCUGUUAUCGACACCCCAGGGCUGUUUGACACCAAGUUUACACAGGAGGAAGCCAUAGAAAAGAUCACAAUGUGCAUCAACCUCUCUUCUCCUGGUCCCCAUGUGUUCCUGAUUGUGAUCAAGCUGGGAAGAUUCACUGAAGAGGAGCAGAAAACAGUGAAUAUGAUUCAGAAACUCUUCGGUGACGAAGCAUCAAAAUACACCAUGGUUCUCUUCACACAUGGAGACAAACUUCGGGAUGUAACAAUUGAAAAAUUUCUGUCUGAAAAUCCAAAUCUAGUAAGUUUAGUUGAGCAAUGCAAAGGGGGAUAUCAUGUCUUCAACAACAAAGAUAGAAAUCGCUCCCAGGUCACUGAGCUGCUUGAGAAAAUAAACUGUAUGGUGGAGAUGAAUGGAGGAAGCAAUUACACCACUGAGAUGUACCAGGAGGCUGAGAGAGCGAUUGAAGAGCAGAAGAACAGAAUCCUCAGAGAGAAUGAAGAGAAGAUACGCAGAAAGGAGGAGAAACUGAAAAAAACACUUGAAGGUGAGGCUUUGGAGAAAGCAAGAAUGGAGCUGAGGGAAAAACAUGAAAGAGAGGCUCGAGAGAAAGCUGAAAGAAUGAACACAGCUGGGCAUUAUCUCAUUGUUGCAGGUACCGUUGCUGCAAGUGGAGCUGCUAUUGGAGCUACUAUUGCAGGACCACUUGGUGCAGCAGUGGGUGCAAUAGUAGGAGGUGUAGCAGGAGCAAUAGAGGUGUUUUUAGAAACCAAUGUUUGCUGUAUACAAUAAAAAAGUAUUUCUUUGACCUGACUGCUAAGUAAUUCAACAAUAUAACUGUUUUUGCAUGUUUAUAAUCAUAUUAGUAUCCUAGCAAUAGUGAUGAUCGUGUUAUGGGUUAGAUAGAUCAUUCUAUGUGAAGUGGUAUUGGCCAGAGGGAAGUAAACAAAGGUCUGUCAAUAAGGUUGGGAUAGAUCAUCAAUUACUGUCUCAUAUUUUCAUAUUUUCUCAAUGUCUUUGUCAUUAUAUUCUCUUAAGAUGUUGUAUUUUAUAAGUUAUUAGAAUAAAAAGAAGUGUUCUCUCUGCAUAAGAAGAACAAUUAUGUGACUGACUCCCUGCCCUCAAGGCCUCUCGUGACUGAUAACAAGACCUGUGAGAUGCGUGGCGGACUAUCGGAAAACAAACACCACCUGCACAGCAACAGAGAUGUAUUGUUCAUCCUAAACACAGAAGGGGGGUCUGUGCUUCUGACUUCAUAUCUUGUCUUUGCAGCUGUGUAACCCAGUUGUAAUAUUCCUGUGUGUAGCUGGUGUACAGGAGCCAGCAGCAGGACAGCAGAAUUGAGAAAUAAACGUAUUUACUCAACAUAUA